AUGGCUUCGAAAUUCAUUCGUGCUGAACGUAAUACUGAGGAUUCGCUCAACUACUCGGACCCAAACAGAUGGAAUAACGCCGCAGCAGAUUACAAUGCCGCGGUAGGAGAAUCCUCCAAGCUUGCUGCAACCCGUCUGAUCACGCUUACAAACGAUCUUCAUCCCAUAUCAGCUGCUUCUGACCCACGAGCUCUCGAUCUUGGAGCCGGAACCGGGUCUCUUACUCACUUGCUCUCGGAUGCCUUUCCUUCCUUACCCAUCCUCGCAACGGACAUAUCUCCAGGAAUGCUUGAAAAGUUGAUGGCGACAGGCGCCUUGGCCAACAAGAAAAAUGUCACCACACAAGUGGCCGACAUGAGUUCGCCUGUUGGUGGUGAAGUGACUGAAGGGUCCUUCUCUCAUGUCUUCAGCACGAUGGCUAUUCAAGUUCUCCCGAACCCAGCCGACGAAGGAACGCUUGGUAAAUGGGCUAGUCUAUUGCAGCCAGAUGGUGUGGUUGCAAUUGCGGUUUGGGAUUUUAAUGAGGUUUGUGGUCCUCACAGCAUUUGGACAGAAGCUGCAAAAGCUGUUGAUCCUUUCUAUGAGAGCCCACCACCACUGCCGCCGAGACACUGGUAUGGUCAUACACAAGUAGAAGAGGAACUGAAGAAAGUUGGGUUUAGGGAUGUUAUGAGCGAGGUUUUAGAUAUUGGGUUUAAUGUCGGGAAAGAGGGAUUCAUGCGAUUUUUUUGGGAAAGUGAGAACCCCAUGCCGAUUGAGAGGCUGGCGAGCUUCAAGGGUGAUUUAAGCAAAGUAAAGCUUGAGAUGGAUAGAUUGUUGGAUGAAAAGUAUGAUAGUGGAAAGAAGAUUCCUUUGUUUGCUGCGCUAGCUGUGGGCAAAAGGCCAGCGCAGACGUUAGAUUUCUGGGGUGAUGAAAACCUGUACGAGGAGCUUUACAAAUUCGUGCAUAUUUAG
This is a messenger RNA of Glarea lozoyensis ATCC 20868, 954 nucleotides long. RefSeq names its product S-adenosyl-L-methionine-dependent methyltransferase. The coding region runs from base 1 to 954 and encodes 317 amino acids. Lineage: Eukaryota; Fungi; Ascomycota; Leotiomycetes; Helotiales; Helotiaceae. The record is from RefSeq and is a predicted model, not a curated record. The transcript has a single exon.